GACAAGAUGAAUCAAGAAAAAUUGGCCAAACUUCAGGCCCAAGUGCGGAUAGGAGGAAAGGGUACAGCACGUAGAAAGAAGAAGGUGGUACAUAGAACCGCCACAGCAGAUGACAAAAAGCUUCAAAGUUCCUUAAAGAAGUUGGCAGUCAACAACAUUGCAGGGAUUGAAGAGGUCAACAUGAUCAAGGAUGACGGCACAGUGAUCCACUUCAACAACCCCAAGGUGCAGGCGUCGCUGUCUGCCAACACGUUUGCCGUCACAGGCCACGCUGAGACCAAACAGCUGUCAGAGAUGAUGCCAGCUAUCCUCAGCCAGUUGGGGGCCGACAGCAUACGCAACAUGCGCAAACUGGCUGAGACGUUCUCGCGCUGUGCACUUGACAGCAAAACUCUCAAAGAAGAAGGAUUUGUGGAAGAGGAUGAUGAUGAUGUUCCAGAUUUGGUGGAAAACUUUGACGAGGCGUCCAAGAAUGAAGCCAACUGA
Nerophis lumbriciformis (worm pipefish) is the source of this 486-nucleotide messenger RNA. The record is from RefSeq and is a predicted model, not a curated record. NCBI's taxonomy places the organism in Eukaryota, Metazoa, Chordata, Actinopteri, Syngnathiformes, Syngnathidae.